GUGCAAGUCAGGCGCCGGACACGAAAGCGGAUUCCCUUUCUGGCCACAGGGGGCCAGGGAGAGUACACCACCUACAUCUGCCUUUCGGGGAAAUUGCUGAGCAGACAAAGAGCAGGCAGUGAAUCUGCUCCUCGGGUAACAAGAGAGCAGGAAUGGUUUGUAUUAUGAUUCGCAGUUGGGUUACACGGGCCAGUAAGACCUCACAAUAGUGGCUUUGAUUUCGGAAUUGUGUUAAUUUGGAAAUACUGUAUCCAAAGAGGCAAUGCCUUAGCCUGGAUAAUAUGAAAUAUUGUAAUUCAAAGAAAAAUAAGACGACUGCAUUGGUGUCUUUUUUUGUGACAAAGCAGUCCAGUUGACAGAAACAAAUCAUGCUGUCACACAAUUCAAAAUGUUCACAUUGUAAACGUUCUCAAUUUUCGACAUGAAUAAACAGACUCGUACAAAUACUGUACGAUACGUGAGCAAUGUAAUGUGUCUGUUAUAUGUGUAUAUUGUGUAUGUAUGUAUGUUGAACUUCUUUCGCACCGUACGUAGCCAACCUUGCCAAUCGGAGGUGCGAAACAUAAUACCGUACAGCCUUUAUUCAAUCCUCUGCCAGAUGAAGGCCUCGCCACGUCCUGCUUGUUUGGUCAUACUUCACCAGCCUGGUCAAUGCAGGUUCGUGCAGAGGAGGGCCCAGUGCUAGCUUCAGACGUCACUACUUACUUUUCAUGUCCGUCCACCAACACUAAAUGUCAUUCCAGCGCUUGCAGGUCGCCUGCUGCGAGAUAUUGCGCAGUGCGGGGGCACUUCCUCGGUGGGUCGGCAGAGCAAGACGGGCUGCCAUGCGCAACACGAGCUUGUCACCGAAUGGGCCGCCACGGUGGCGAGCUGUUAACGACCUCGCCCGUCACCAACAAGAAGCCGUUGCAGGGCUACAUCACAAAGGUGAAGCGAUUCGAGGGGGUCUCCUCCUUCGUGCGCCGCUCCCAGUGGACGCUCGAUCAGCUGCGACAGGUCAACGGCGUGGACGGCAUCCGGGACUGCCCAGAGUUUGACCUUCUCUUUGACAACGCACACGACCAGUGGGUGGCCGGGACUGCAGCUGAAAAGGGCUCCUUCCUGCAGUCCUUACACCACACAUGCCAGCGGCAUUUGGCUCAGAGACUGCAACCAGAUUUCCUCAACUGCCCUUCCCGGAUCCUCGUCGGGAACAGCAUCUUGUGCACGGCGGCGGACAGCGUGACGAGCGCCGUGCAGAAGGCCAGCCAGGCCCUCAAUGAGCGCGGAGAGCGGCUCGGUCGAGCAGAGGACAAAACCGCCGAUAUGGCCAAUAGCGCCAAUCAGUUCGCCGAGACUGCACAAAAGCUCGUGACGAAGUACAAGUGCUGAUGGGGACCCUGCCCUCCUGUCCUCACAAGGGAACCACCGGCGCACCCCCUCCACAUCUGUUUGUGCUGCCCGUGUGUUUUUGGGAAAGUGACGUGCCAUUGUGAGACACGUCUGCACUCUUUAUCUGGUAAAAUAUGUAUCGUGUUAUCUCACCUUUUCUGCACAGAACAAUCCACAAAUGCCAAGGAUAAGUAAAGGCAAUGCGUUGUUCAUUUGAAAGUUAAUGUGUGGUUUGAAUGAAGAGUAAAUACAACUGGAAGAUGGAAAUCACAAGUUUAUUUUAAAUGCUUUAGUGGUUUAGGAUUAUGAUCAACAGCAAUAUUAUUCCUUUCGUGCUUGCAGAAGGUGUAACAAAGUAGCAUCUCAGCUUUUGCCCAAACCUUGAACCAAUGUUUGUUCAAGUAUUAACUGGACAUCACGAGAUUAAUUUCCAGCAUGAGCCGCGCUCGUGGUUUAAGCCAAACACAUUGAUAUUUAAAAAAAAAACGCAAACCUAUUGUUUUCUCUGCGUGCGUAUGCCCAACUUUGUGGACGCCACAGUUAUGUAUGGUGUCUAAACAUGUGCGGCAGAUAGUUUACCUUGAUUCCAGUAUUAUCGUGUUUGUUCAUUCAUCUGCAUCGGAAAAUGGUCUAGAAUCUAAACAUUCCCUAUUGAAAAUAGGAUAUAUUUCUUUCAUAGUUUUUUCCUGCAGAUUUAUUUUUUGCUUUUUGUUAACAGAAGAAUAUUGGGAUAUGAACACUGGAUUGAAAAAAAAAACAUUUGUUAUCUGGUGGAACAAUAUUUUUUUAUUUAAAAUAUACAGUUCCGUUCUUUAUAUGUUAAAUUUGUAUUUAAUGAAGACAUUUGCAAUUGCUAUAGGCGUUAGAUAUGGCUUUACUGCUUAUCAGCAACAUUGUAUAUUGUCUACUUGGAGUGUACCUUUGGUUCGGAAUUGCAUCAACCCAAUUGUUGCAGUAAAAUCGAGAAACGUUUUGGGGACAUAAUCAACUAAGGUUGAAUGUGAACAUGACUCGAUCAUCAUUUUUACAUCCUAAGGGGCUUAUCGGGUGCCUAUAUUUAGGAUCCGAUUACGAAGGAUUAACAAUGUCUGUAGGAAUAGAAUCGAUAGGCUGCCAGAGUCGAGAUGUGUUUCGCAAACCUAAUCUGUUUACCGUUUCACUGUAGUAUAUGAAGCUGGCGUGCUGAUCUGUAAGCCAGUGCUAUUGGAAGAAUUGGCAGAUCGCGUGGAGAUUUGUGCAGUGAGACUGCCCAAUCCGCUAGGCUGUUUGCUAGCCAGGAUAAAGCGGUGUUCUGGUGGGUUUAUGGACCUGUCUGUGUGGACCUUUCAAUUCUGGUUUCCUUCCACAAGCGUACACAGUCAUGAAUGGAAUUGUUCAAAUGUCCUCAAGGCAGGACCUCCCCUGAAAAAAAUAGCUUUGAUACUUAGAAAGGCUUUCCUGGGAAAAUAGUUCACUCUUUAGUAUUUCAAUAACAGCAACAAAAGUAGCUUAACACUGUUGAGUGUUGUUAUUAAAGUCUAAAGGUAUUGCGUUAUAUAUUCUUACGCAAUAAUUAAAGUGAUCUCAAUUUACCAGGAUUGGUGAUUGUUGGUUGAAUUGGAUUGGGGUCAAAUUGUUACCCCAAUCUUAACGACGUCAUCAGGUCCAAUUGGGCUCAGACUGUGCACCCCCUAGUAGUCACAAUAUUUAAAAAAAAACCCAUCAAAGUUAUUACGUGACAUAGAAGCAAAGAGUCACUGCGGUAUUUUAUACUUGGUUCUUUGGAGUAUUUUAAACUUUUUAAAAUUAGUAUUACUAAAUAGAGCAGUAUUACACUUUAUUUUGGAUAAUGUCUGGAAUAUGUAUUGGAAUGUGUACAGCUUAAUGUCAUAGUAAAUAGUCCAUAAAUUACUGAAACAUCUUCAUCAGGGGGUUGAGAUGGGCGAUUGAGUUGGGCUCUUGAAGGGUAUAGCGCAGGUACCAGUAGCAAUGCGACAUCAUGUCAUUGGUAUUCACUGUUAAUUAUAGCACAGCUCCAGGGCAUUUCCAGGGCAGUGGCAUUUGUAAUUGUAAUUGAGGUGAUUAACGUGUGGCUGGCAAUCGUGUGAGGGAUGCUCCGAGUAGCACGGUUGGCUACAUAGGAUACAGACGAGAUCUUUGUUGUCAACUAAAACUGAAUAAAAGCCCCGAACACGGUCCGAUCCUGAUUUAUUCCCUUUGCAAUAUUUUGGUUACCAGUUCUUCUUCUUAUGGCGCCCCAGUUUACACAAUGGUGCAAGUUCCUUCAACAUCCUCCGCCACUUGCCUCUGUCCACCCAACUCGUAUGCACGGUUAAACCAUAAUUAGUCGAUUGACAGACAGAUCGUCGUGGGUGCUGGGAUAAGUUGUGAGUACUCCCCAUGACAUCUCCACACCUCCGAUUAGCACGGUUGGCUACCUGCGGCGCGAAAGGAGUUCGCCACACAAACAUCUAACUGGCGUGGAAGAGUAUGCCUAAACACCCUCGAGAAGGGCUAUCUACUGCUAACGUGGAGGCACUUCUGCCAGCAGUGUCGUGAGCAAGUAAUUGCAGGGUUGCACCUUUAGGUAAAAAAAAUGUUGCGCACACCCUGCUGUGUUUGCUUCGUGUGGUGGGCUUGCAAAUAUAUAUUCUGCGUACACAUUUGCUGCAGUAUAUUAUUGUUGCUGUUGUGUGACUUGUAAGUAAAGAAAUAUACACUGCAGUAUUAUAUCGAUAGAAUGUCACAGCCCUAGAUCACACCAAAGGAAACGUAUAUCCUAUUUCAAAGUGAUUUUUUAAAAAAAUAUUCGUAUACCAUGUAUGGGUUGCCAUAUUGUAUUUGCUUUUAUUGUAAUAUAAUUAAACACAGUGCCUACUUAAUGUUACAUUCAUGUGUUCACGUUCAUGAGUCAUUUUAUAUAUGGAGUGUAAUGUAGGUUACAUCAAUUAUAAUUUCACAGUAGUUGGUGGUGGUGGUGGUGGUCGUCAUCGUGUUUGUAAAAUUUGGCAAAUGCAAGUUUGGUAUAAGGGCUAGUGUGCAUGGUUAAGAAAGACACGAGUAUUUUACAACCACACAUGUCUGGAAGGGGACAAUUUCUGCUUUAAACAAAAAGCUCCUAUUGUUAUUUGAUGGCACAAAGAAACGCGGCAAUGUUUUUCAUGAGUUAAUAUGCUGGUCCACAGAUGCAGCAACGCAUGCCAUGCCAUUGGUGUUUGGCAGUAUUGCAAGUAGGAUAAACAAAGGCUGUUUCAGAGAAUCUGACCACCGGAGUGGUGGCUCCGUUUUUGUGGUAAGUGGGAUAUUUUUUUUUCAAGUGGUGCAAAGAAGAUAACCAACAAUGUGUAUUAUAGUCAUGAAAAAGUGUUACAACAAAAGAUAUCUCUUAUUAAGACUUGUGUGCUGCUACAUAUUUACAAUAUUGGUCGAGCAUAUAUUUGAGAUAAAUGCUUUCUUUCAAAACUGAUGUAACAAAUAAUUAUAAUCUUUUGCUCUCUGGUUUUUCUUUCUGGACUUUUUUUCUCAAUAUGAGAAAACAUUUGAAAAGAACUGCACACGUGUAUAUUGUAACUCCUCAUUCACCGCGUCCAAUGACACUGGACUCACAACUGCAUUUGUGAUAUGUGAACGACACUUCCAUGUAUGUGUUGAUAACUUCUGCUUGCAUUUAAUGCCUUCUUCUUCUUAUGCCUCCUCUUGUGUACUCUCUCUCUCUCUCUCUAACCCUGUUGCUAUUUGAACUGGAAGGGCACGGCUUAAUUUCCUUAGUCGAUAUGUUCCAGAACGUUGCUUAGCUGGUUUGGAUUAUGGGUUUAAGGCCCUACUACUAGAAUAUAAUAAUAUUAUGUUAUUGUACCCUAUAGUCCUAUGCUACUAUGAAUGGGUUUAGGACCAAAAAUAAAGGGACUUGGAUGUGUCGCGACAAAAAUGUUUCCUAGAACAGUGUUCUGGACUGUUCUGGAUGGAAAUUAAGCAUUGUAAGGUUUAUGGUUGUGAUAUCAGUUGGAAAAUACACUAUAUUUUGUGGGACUUCAUAUGGUGCACUAUUUCAUUGAUUAUCGCUCAAGGAUUUUGGAGAGUUGAGUGGAGAACGGUGGAGGUAUCAACAUAAUGGAAGCAAUCCCAGGAAGCUGAACCGCAUAGGAGAGGGAUGAACGCAUUUUUAUAUAUUCAUGUAUAAAAUCAAGAAUCAAACAAGUUUUGGGCGAUUAUCGUACCAAAUGCUCUGUGUGCUGUUUGUGCAUUUGCUCAGGUUUUUUGUGCAAUAUACCAUUGAACAUUAAUUGCUUGUUGUUUAUUUUAAUCUCAUUCAAGCGAGUGUUCGUAUUACAAUGCACAUCAAGGGUGGGAGAACAUCACAAGGGCUACAGCAAUGUUGACCACUGAGGGGGGCAGCACUUUUACUGUAGCCUCGUGUGCACAAUGUUCAUGCCUUGGAACUGGACUGAAAGAAGCCGUGUUAAUGAAGAAGUCUCGUUGAGCUCAGCAUUUGGGGCCCUGAAAUGUUAUUGAUUGAACCAAGUAAUGCAUCACUCCGUUGAUUAUGCUAAUAUUUAUCAUGUUGACAUAGCAACAUGGAUACCCGUAAUGCAAUGCGCCAGCAACAUUUUAUAAUGCUUAUUUUAAUUAAAAAAAUAAUUUACGCAGUAAUACAUUUAUUCAUAUAGGGCUUGUUAUUCGAUAACCACUCAUAGGUAGUAAAAAAACUGGUCAUCAGCAAACAUUUUAAAAAUAUAUCAGGCCCUAUCAUGUAAAGUGCAGUUUCCAACUGUUAUCCACUGUCUCGCCUCUCUAUGUGCUAUGAAGAAGGGUCAUUGUCUGAAACGUUGCCUAUAAUAUAUGUUUUCCUUCAGCUCGCAGUGUUAUUGAUCAAUGUGUUGAGUUUAAUGUUCGUGGCAGUGUUGUGUGCCGUCUCCUCUCGUUGCCCAAGACACAACACGAUUAGAAUGCAGGUGGCAAUGUUUUUUAAAUUUUAAAGCAAUGCCAACGGGCCCUCACUUAAAACUGAUUGGCUUAUCAAGCUUUUUAAUGAUUAACUGCAAUUGCAUUUUGUAGGGAAAACAAUUGUUUAGUGAAUCUUUUGUAAUGUACUAUUUACAUUACAUACUGAAAGUUUUGCUGAGUGGUUAAUGUUUAUUAAAAUGUUAAUGAAUAAAAAGGACACCAAUAAAUGUG
Molecule: messenger RNA, 6525 nt
Organism: Petromyzon marinus (sea lamprey)
Lineage: Eukaryota; Metazoa; Chordata; Hyperoartia; Petromyzontiformes; Petromyzontidae
Gene: STXBP6
Product: syntaxin binding protein 6
Biological process (GO): exocytosis; Golgi to plasma membrane transport
Cellular component (GO): exocyst; plasma membrane
Molecular function (GO): phosphatidylinositol-4,5-bisphosphate binding
Source: RefSeq, a predicted model, not a curated record